This is a messenger RNA of Porites evermanni, 6042 nucleotides long. The record is from the annotation of a GenBank genome assembly. Lineage: Eukaryota; Metazoa; Cnidaria; Anthozoa; Scleractinia; Poritidae.
AGAAAAAAGAAAAGAAAGAGAGAAAGGAAAGAAAGGACUCCAAAAGAGUGCAUUAGAGGACCUCCUGAGCUUAAUAAAGUUCUCCCAUCUUUGGCUGAGAUUAAGGCAGUAACCAGACCUUCAAAACAUGCUGAUCUCCCUGUUGAUGUUUUGUUACUGACAGUGAAGGAUUGUGAGUUUUUAGCUUGUUACAGUGAGCUUAAGAACCCGUAUAGAUGUUAUUUUGAUGACCUCGGUUAUGUGUACUUUUCUGACGUGAGUGAAAGUCAAGAGCAAGUUAAAGUUGCAUUGUUAAGAUGCUACAAAAGUGGUCCUGGUGGUUCUCUCAUCUCUGUAAAGAAUGCUGCCACUGUGCUAAGACCUAAAGCAGUUAUAUCUGUUGGUGCAUGUAGUGGUCUUAACUCUGUGAAAUGCAAGCUUGGAGACAUUGUUGUUUCUGCCAAAUUAACAACUUAUGCAUCCAAAGUGGUGAUUUAUAAUCAAGAAGAGUCAACUGGCACGAGGAGUUAUGUGAGCAAGCGCUUCCUGAAUGUCAUUAAGAAUUGUGCUGAUGGCUGGCAAGCACCGUUGAAGAACCUGGCUGAUGCUGAACAAGUUCAAGUUUACACUGCUGCUGAGUUUCUGAGUGGACCAGAACAAGUCAUUUCUGGACAGCGGCGUGAUCAACUUGCUGAAACCAAUCCUCAGGCAGUAGCAAUGGAAAAUGAAGGAGAAGGUAGGUGGACUGAUUUCUUGCAGCCAGUCUUUAUAAGCAGGUGCACAGAGCCAGGUUAAGCUUUGCCUGCGGUGAAAAGAGACAGAACCAGCAUGCAUCAUACUUAUAAUACUAGGAAANGUGAGUGAAAGUCAAGAGCAAGUUAAAGUUGCAUUGUUAAGAUGCUACAAAAGUGGUCCUGGUGGUUCUCUCAUCUCUGUAAAGAAUGCUGCCACUGUGCUAAGACCUAAAGCAGUUAUAUCUGUUGGUGCAUGUAGUGGUCUUAACUCUGUGAAAUGCAAGCUUGGAGACAUUGUUGUUUCCGCCAAAUUAACAACUUAUGCAUCCAAAGUGGUGAUUCAUGAUCAAGAAGAGUCAACUGGCACGAGGAGUUAUGUGAGCAAGCGCUUCCUGAAUGUCAUUAAGAAUUGUGCUGAUGGCUGGCAAGCACCGUUGAAGAACCCGGCUGAUGCUGAACAAGUUCAAGUUUAUACUGCUGCUGAGUUUCUGAGUGGACCAGAACAAGUCAUUUCUGGACAGCGGCGUGAUCAACUUGCUGAAACCAAUCCUCAGGCAGUAGCAAUGGAAAAUGAAGGAGAAGGUAGGUGGACUGAUUUCUUGCAGCCAGUCUUUAUAAGCAGGUGCACAGAGCCAGGUUAAGCUUUGCCUGCGGUGAAAAGAGACAGAAUAGCAUGCAUCAUACUUAUACUAGGAAAGCAAAAAUGUGUUUCCUUUAAAGCGUCAAAAAGUCGUGAGUUUGGCACUUUAAAUCGUGUCUGUUACUUUCAUUGGGAAAUCCUCUUGUUUUUGCCAGAGCAAUAAUUGCCAUAUUGCCUAAAACAUUACGCAGCUAAAUGAAAUUUAGGCUAAAAUAAACUCUAGACAUUGCUGGCCAGUUAAUUUGUUUUUUCAAAUGAGAUGGCUCUUUAGGGACCCUGGGGAAUUCACAGCUUCUCUGUUGAGGUCAUACCAUUACAUUCAUGUAGUUUAAUAACGUUGCUAGUACUUGUCAAAUGUUCUGCUCCUUACCCUGCCUUCCCUUUGUUAAGUACAGUGGAAUCCCGUUAAUACUGUCACCAAUGGUUCAAAACAACAAUGUUUGGCUGUAUUACCAGGGCAGGGUCAAACUUCAUGACUUAAGGACAGUCAUGACAAACACACCAUACAUCGCUUUCACACUUCUUGUACAACUGUGUUCUCUGUAGUAACAACAGGAAUUAUGUAGAUAUUGUGUACCAUAAUUGUAAAAAUGUAUUGGAACUCCUUCAGUACAUAAAACACUUUUAAAAAUCGGCCACAAAUGCAUUUAAGUGACUAUAGUCUAAAAACGGUAGAAAAACAAGCUCAGCUUACUAGGUCGAUGAAAUUGACAUGUAACAGACAUUUUAAUUUUCGAAAUUUCUGAUGAGUGACCGUAUUAAUGGGGUGAAAUUGUAAAAGAUGCUACUCUUUGGGAUGUUAAAAGGUGGCUGUUGGGCACAUUAAUGGUGACUGUAUUAACAAGGGUUUUUGAUUAGAAAAUGUAUGGCCAUUUUGGCAGGCCAGAGAAAAGUGGCCAUAAUAACAAGGUGACUGUAUUACCAAGGUGACCGUAAGGCAGGGUUCCACUUUAUACAGUAAGUAAGCUCCACUGGUUUGCUGUGACAUGGUGCCUGGUUGAUUGCCACUCACAGGGUUGUCAUGGUUACCCACUGCACUCAGCUGCCUGAGAGGCACUUCCCCCCACACUCAUCUUUAUUGAUGAAUUUAAAUUACGCUACAUUAUACAAAAAUGGCUACCAACACCUCCUACUGUCUCGUCAAGUAUCUUAUUUUACUGAGGAAGACACUUUAAUGAAACGGCUCUUUUCCCAAAACUCAUUUAAUGUUUGUUUUGUUGUUUAACAGGAGUAUUUACAGCAGCAUUUGAUUGUCAAAUUGAGUGGUUAAUUGUGAAAGGAAUAGCUGACUAUGCAGAUGGUUCUCAGUUAGCUUCAGAGAGUUGGUCUUCCUGUGCCAGUAUGAUGGCAGCAUCUCUUGUAGCACACAUUUUGAAUGAACCCUGUGUUUUCCAUUCAUGGCCUCAUUAUCAAGGUAAUCAUGCUCUCAUAAAGUGCUGCCACAUUUCAUAUGAUUUAUUGAAUCCAUUGUUGGGUUCUUUCAUAAUACAGUCACAGAUAAGCUACAUGGUGCACUGUGGUUGCAUGCCAUCCCAAAUCAGCAGUCCAAUACUCACCACUUGUUCCAGUUGUUUAAGUUGAGACUAAAUGCGGUGCAACUCGUAUGAGUAGUAGGAGUUGUCACAAAAUUUCUGCCAUUUGUGUGAUUUGCAAUAUUUAGAAGCUAACAUGAUAGUCUCGCAUCAUACGUAAAUCCUCUAUUAAGCCCCCUCCCUCUAAUCACUGUCUAAUACCCCCCCACCCCUUUUCAGGAGAAGAAAGUUAAUAAGCGCCCCUCCCCUCCCCUAAUUAUUCUUCACUAAUAAAUGAGAGCCUGUAUUAAUCAAUCAUGACUGUAAAACUUCAUGUGGACAGAUCCGGGAUGGUGUAUUUACCAACUAGAAGUUCGGAUUUGAUUGUGAUCCGUGGCUGCAUAACCUCCAAUCUAGUUCUUUAUGGAGAGCUGAUACCAUCGUCUUUUCUAAGUUAAUUAUGACUCCCCCCUCUGCCGCUCUCUCUCACCUCUGUUAAGACCCCCAUUAAUUGGGCUUGAAAUGAAUAAGCGCCCCCAGGGGGCUUAAUAGAGGAUUUACGGUAAUGAUAUUUUGACAUUUGACAUGCAUAUCUGGACAGUGGUGAAAAUGAUAUCAUUGUUCUGUUCGUCAUCAAUGUAUCAAUAAAAUAUCAAUUUUUUUUAUUUAACUAAUGAGGGUUUCUUCGACAGGACCGCAACCACAACAGUUAAUCACCCACUAUGAUGAGAAUCACACUACAUCACCAUCUACCGCUCCAUUGAGCCUCGAACCCCCGCCAGAACCACAGCAACAAGAAUAUGAUGACAAUCCAACCAAACAGCAACCAUCAACCGCUUCAUCCAGCAACGUUUCUCUUGAUUCGUUAUUCAGCCGCACUCAAACAAACGAGGAAACCUUAAUCGCUCCUUUCAUCGAACUUACGAAGAAACAUGUCCGAGAAGUCACCGACCAACCUUACGGAGAUCUUAAAUCACCUUUUCAUAAUCCAGGCGAAGGACCUAGAAGAGAUCUAAAACUUGACGAAAUCUUCACCAAUUUGAUUGUUUACAGGGGGAGAGCUAAGUAUGACUUUUCUGGAGACAGAGUGGAACAACUAAAAGAGUACCACAAAGCCAAUGAAAAUUUACGACCAAUACUGCCAGGAGAUAUUUUUGAUGCUAAAGAGCGGAAGAUUCUUGUUGUUGGUCGUCCUGGAAUUGGAAAAACUAUGUUUAGCACAAAGAUUCUUCGCAACUGGGCUUGUGAUAACUUAUUGAAUGGAUCACAAAAAUUACAAAUGGAUUUUAAAGCUGCUUUUCUCAUUAAGCUGAGGAUGUUUAACUCUACAAUAAAAGAACUAAAUCUUCGCGAGCUACUUGAUCACUCGGAAUAUUCAACAGCUCUUUCCGAAGAUUUCUGGAGCUACAUCCGCCACAACCCAGAGCGAGUACUGGUGAUUUUUGAUGGAUUUGACGAAUAUUCUGGUAGAACUAAAACAAAUGAAGAUGACAUUCCGUACAGAAACAGUGAAGAAGACAGGAUGCCUGUUUUUUUCCUUAUGAAGAAAAUAGUACAGGGAAAAAUUCUUACCGGUGCGACAAUCCUAACGACUACAAGACCCAAUGCCGUGUCAUGUAUGACAAGUCUUGACUUUGACAAAACGGUUGAAAUCCUGGGAUUCUCAACUGAGCAAGUAAAUGAUUAUGUACAGAAGUUUACAAAGCAGGAGGACAAAGCUCAAACCAUAAAGCAACACAUCACAAGUAACUUAAAUCUCUUAGCCUUCUGCUACAUUCCUGUGAAUUGUUUCAUCAUUUGUUCGUGCUUGUUAGAGUUGCUUGGCAACACUAGCUUAACCAGCCUCCCGACAAGACUGACAGAAAUAUACUCCAUUGCAAUAAAGAUGUUUUACUUUAGUUACGAUGAUGGUCAAUAUCGCCACAAUAAAACUAAAGGUCGACCGCUUUUUCUAAAGCCGUUUAAGAGACUGCCCUCCUCUGUGCAAAAAGAGUUCACACAUCUGGGAAAAAUUGCUUUUGAUGGGAUCAAAGAGGGAAGAUUAAUAUUUGACUCACAUGAAGUUAACGACCUAGAGAGUAAUGGCCUGUUUCACCGUUUACCUGAUACUAAAGACCAUCCUUUAGCAGAGGGAAGAGAACAAUAUUGCUUUUUACACCUGACCGUACAGGAAUUCUUGGCGGCGAAGUAUUUGGUAGACACGUUGAGUUCCGAAGAACUACGAAACUUUGUUUCCGAUCACAUCAAAGAUGGCGCGUGGUUGGUAGUGAUGCAGUUUGUGGCUGGACUGCUGGCUGAAAAAGGACAAUCAACAGAUAUUUUCAGCGACCUUCUUCCCUCAAAAACUCAAUGAUUUCUUCAAUUUUAGUUCAACCUACUUCUGAGUCUCCUUGCUUGACUUUGUGACUGCACCACCGGUCGAGCACUUCUGGUUCGAAAUCACCACUGCGAUAAGUUAACGUACAUACUCUUGUUACGCUCUGAUCAAGAAGUUCAAAAGAAACUAGAGAAGAUUGGUUGCAAUGCGCUUUAUUUUAGUUGGUGUAACGUGUCACCUCUCGACUGUUUAGCAUUAGUGCAUGCACUUAAAUCUGUUGAAGGAAUUUUGGAUUUUGAUUUAAGCUUCAACAACCUUCCGUUGCGAGGAUGUAUUGAGAUUGCGAAGUUGUUGCCUGGCAACCAACACAAUCAGGGUUUUUGCGAACUAAAAAGAUUAGACCUCAGGAGGAACCAAAUAACUGAUGAAGCAGUUAAACAUUUAUCUACAGCACUCACACACACUAACUGCAAACUAAACAGCUUAAACCUCGGUCGUAACAUCAUAACUGAUAAAGGAGUUAAACAUUUAUCUACAGCACUCAUACACACUAACUGCAAACUAAACACCUUAUACCUCAAUAAUAACAACAUAACUGAUGAAGCAGUUAAACAUUUAUCGACAGCACUCACACACACUAACUGCAAACUAAACAGCUUAGACCUCGGGAGUAACAACAUAACUGAUGAAGAAGUUAAACUUUUAUCUACAGCACUCACACACACUAACUGCAAACUAAACAGCUUAGGCCUCGGGAGUAACAACAUAACUGAUGAAGGAGUUAAACAUUUAUCUACAGCACUCACACACUCUAACUGCAAACUAAACAACUUAAACCUCGGGUAUAACAAGAUAACUGAU